CAAGUGGAUGGUACAUUCCUUACCGGCAAGUACAAGGGCACUCUACUGAUUGACAGUGGGGUGGAUGCAAACAAACAAGUCUUUCCGUUAGCCUUCGCCAUUGUUGAGGGAGAGAAUACUGAUAGCUAUGGAUGGUUUUUCCGGCAAAUUCAGCUCCACGUCACUAGGAGGACGAACCUGACAAUAAUCUCUGAUCGCCAUGCCGGGAUUAGAGCUGCCAUCUUAGGUUUGGAUCCAGCCUGGAAAUGGUCCCAAAGGUGGUGCAUAUGACACUUCAAGAGCAACUGGAACCAUCAUUUCAAGCGGAAGAAGCUUGCUGAUAAUUUGUGGUGGAUUGCUGUUGCAUACCAGGAGAAAAAAUUAUAGGAGAAGUUGCAGAAGAUUCGCGAGUUAUGCCCUGAGGGGGCACGGUGACUGGAUGGACACGACCUAUCCAUGUGGACAUUUCAUAAAGACGGAGGUACAAGAUGGGGUAUGGCCAAAACGAAUUCAUCAGAGAAUAUCAAUUCUGCCUAUAAGGGUGUUCGGGCGCUGCCAAUCUCUGCCAUUGUGGAGAUGACUUUCUGGAAAACGAAUGGAUGGUUCGUCAAUCGACUACACUGGACAAGGAUGAACGAGGCACAGGUAAAGGUCCAUGCCAAUAAAGUCACAGAAAUACUGGAGCAUGACAAUCGGAAGAGUAGUCGACAUAGUGUAAUCGUUCUGAAUCGGGCAACUGGCGAGUUUAGCAUGACGACCGGACACCGUGAGGAUGGUAGACGCGGGGGCCAUCGUCAUGAAGUUUUGGUAAAUUUCAGGACAAAACUUGGUGAGUGCUCAUGCCAGAAGUAUCAGGGGAGAGGGUGGCCAUGUUCUCAUGCAAUGGCUGUAAUUAAAAACAGGAGCAAAGACCCCCGUCACUUCAUCAGUCCAUUCUUCAAUAUCGACUCACUCAAAAAUUGCUAUGGACGUAGUUUCCGUGCAUUGCCUGAUGAAGCUUACUGGCCGGUCUAUUCUGGAAAGUUGAUAAUCCCGCCGUUCGGUCAGAGGCGUGAACCGGGUCGACCGAGGAAAAAGAGAAUUCAAAACGAAAUGGAUCAAAGUGGAAGACCACCACAAGGCCCAAGACAAUGUUCAGUAUGCAGAGUUCCAGGGCAUGAUAAACGGAGUUGUCCAGGUCUAAUUGGUCCGCAAAAUCCGGGGCCUGAUGUG
Linum tenue is the source of this 1191-nucleotide messenger RNA. The record is from the annotation of a GenBank genome assembly. Lineage: Eukaryota; Viridiplantae; Streptophyta; Magnoliopsida; Malpighiales; Linaceae.